Molecule: messenger RNA, 1082 nt
Organism: Phytomonas sp. Hart1
Lineage: Eukaryota; Euglenozoa; Kinetoplastea; Trypanosomatida; Trypanosomatidae
Source: the annotation of a GenBank genome assembly
AUGAAAAGUGCCAAUGCCAAUAAUCGCAUGGUCGAUAUUAAUAAUGCUUACAACACUGUCAGCCGCUUCCAUAAGGCGGGACAUGGACUUUCACCAUCAGACGAAUCUUUUGAAUUCUCAGAGGGUUCAACUUGUGGAUCAUCGUUUUUCAGUAACUCCAACCACAAUAAUGUACACUCGGAUUCAUAUGGAUCAACAUAUCAGCCGUGGUAUGAGGAACUUGAUCCACUCUUGUAUGAAAUGAUGUGGGAAGAAAUGCGAUGCCCAAAUGAUGAGGGCAUCAAGAUGCGUGCUCCUAUGGCCCGCGAUGAUUUCUAUCAUUCACAUUUUAAUACCGAACGACAGAAAGGUAGUAGCGGUGGUGGUGCCAGCCAACGGUCUCGGCAUCAAUAUCACAACCGGCAUCGCGUCAAAAAACAUCCAAAUAGCGAAGAGUCUUCUAAAUCAACUUCAAUGUGGCCUGAGGCUGAUUUGAAGGCCAUGGUUAACAUGUACCAAGAUGGAAAAAGCUUCGAAUUUAUUGCAAACGCUCUUGGUAAGCAAGUGCCACAGGUCAUAGACGAGUUCAACCAUUGGAGUGAUGGUCAUAAAAAAAAUCACAAGACCAUCAAUUUCAACAGACAACCGUAUUCCUCCCAGUGGAAAGGUCCAUUCUAUCAUGCUGAAUUUCCAGACGGCCCACCAUAUGACUUCCACGAUGUUGUGGACGUUGAAGACUCAGCCGAGGAUGACGAUAUGUACGGGUAUUACGUUGACGAAAACUGCAACGUUGCGAACCCAUUCAACGAUUUCGGCGGGGAUGGUGGACCAAUUCCAUAUAAUGGUGAGCAUUUUAUCAAUGGUGUCAAGCCCUCGCGUGCGUUCCACAUGAACUACGGAAAGGGCUUCAAUAAGCCUCAUAGAAACUGCUCAUCUAACAGUCGAUGGAAGAGAGACAAAAGCAAUAAUUCUUACACAAGCAACAAUAACUCUCGACGAAAGAACUAAGAUAUAUUUGAAGAAUAUAAAACUUUCCCUAAUGGAAAAUAUCACAGAGUUUUUGUAUGCUGGGGCGGUGUGAGCGUUAAGCGGUAGCCUCUUUU